Molecule: messenger RNA, 1206 nt
Organism: Salmo salar (Atlantic salmon)
Lineage: Eukaryota; Metazoa; Chordata; Actinopteri; Salmoniformes; Salmonidae
Molecular function (GO): protein binding
Source: RefSeq, a predicted model, not a curated record
GUCAUGGUUUAAGAGGACAGGAUAUAAAGGGGACAACUGAGACUCCAAAAUAACAGCAGAAAUAACCACAAGAAGAGGAAAUCAUCACCCAGGAAUGAGAAUGAAGAGUGUUGUAUCUCUGCUGGUGUUGCUGCACUGCUGUCUGUCUGGAGCCCAGGUCCACAAAGACAGAGAUGGAGUCAGUGUGAAUGAGAUCCAGCAGGUUGACUAUGAGGACAGAGAGAGCAGAGGGAAUGACAUUCAGACUGACAAACAGAGAGCUGAAGCUGCAUUAACACACAGCCAGCAAACCUGCCAGCCUGACAUCCACACUGUGCUGAGAGAGAUGAGCACCAUGAUGGCAGAGCAGAGAGUUGAGCUGAGACACACAAAGACUGAACUGGGAGCCAUGGAGGCCCGACUGAGAGCCAGUGAGAGCCAACUGACAGACAGUGAGAGCCGACUGACAGCCAGUGAGAGCCGACUGAUAGCCAGUGAGAGCCGACUGACAGACAGUGAGAGCCGACUGACAGACAGUGAGAGCCGACUGACAGACAGUGAGAGCCAGGUGGAGGAACUGAAAGUCCAGCUGAAAUCCAAAGUGGGGGAACUGAUCAAAAUUAAUGAAGACAGGAAGGUGGCUUUCUCAGCCUCACUAGCAGCACCUGGUCAAAAAGGACACACUGGACCCUUCAACACUGCAAUCACCCUGGUCUACAGAAAUAUCUACUCAAACAUUGGCAAUGCUUAUAACCCCACUACAGGGAUCUUCACAGCGCCAGUGAGAGGACUCUACCUGUUCAGGUUUUACAUCAAUGGAGGGGGUGAUAGUUCAGCUCCUACAACUGUAGUCUUGCAUAAGAAUGGACAUCAUAUAGCUGCUGCAUAUGCUGACCAAGCUACCGGUAGUGUUAACUCCUCCAAUGGAGUGUCACUGCUGCUGGAGGUAGGAGAUGUGGUCUACAUGAAUCUCUUGGCUGGGACAAAGAUAUAUGAUGAUGGAAAUCGCCACAGCACCUUCAGUGGUCACCUGCUCUUCACCAUGUAAGAAGGUGUGUUGUCUUUGUCAUGUUAAUAUUAUACUGUAGCUAUGAAAUGUGUUAAGGAAAUGCUGAUUUUCUCUCAUUCUUGUCAGGCAUUUUCUCCUGCUAUAUCGUUUGGAAGUGUCACGUCCUGACCCUAGUAAGAUGUCAUUUUCUAUAGUAGUGUCACGUCCUGGCCAGUAUA